Leptinotarsa decemlineata (Colorado potato beetle) is the source of this 1074-nucleotide messenger RNA. Its product is annotated as piggyBac transposable element-derived protein 4-like. The record is from RefSeq and is a predicted model, not a curated record. NCBI's taxonomy places the organism in Eukaryota, Metazoa, Arthropoda, Insecta, Coleoptera, Chrysomelidae.
AUGUUUGAUGAAGUGUUGACUGACGAAGAAGUCAAAUCUGAUGAUGAUUCUGAGACGGAUGAUAUGGAGAUGUUGGAGGAUAGAACAAACAUUAUAAGUACUCAUGAAACAGAUUCAGAACAGGAGCUGAGUAUGGAUGAUGAAGAGGAAGAAAUGAUUGUAGAUAUGGAUCAACGUCGUGGUAUACAUCGUCACCUGUCUUAUUAUGGAAAAACUGGUUUUCAAUGGAAUAAGUGCUGCUUUCCAAAGAAUGUUCGAACUAGGCAACAUAAUCUGAUAAAAAAGCUGCCAGGUGUUAUUGGCGUUGCAAAAAACUCAAAAACUGCAAUGGAAACUUGGAAGCUAUUUUCUUCGGAUAACAUAGUACAGAAAAUAGUUGAAUAUACCAAUCAGUUCAUUGAAAAAGUAGCUCAUUCAUAUAAAGAUAAAUACGACGUACGUUACACAGAUAUAACGGAAAUCAAAGCACUAAUCGGCCUGUUAUAUUUAGCUGGUGUCCAUAAAGGAGGUCGAACCACUAUUUACGAAUUAUGGGCAACAGAUGGUACUGGUCUGGAGAUAUUCCCAGCAGUUAUGGCUAAAAGAAGAUUCCGCUUUUUGAUAAGAUGGUUACACUUUGAUGAUGUCGAUACACGUGAAGAGAGGAAAAAAACCGACAAUCUUGCACCUAUUAGGGAAUUGUUUGAGGAAGUAAAUGGAAAAUUCAGAAAUCAUUACUCGCCAGGAGAAUACGUCACGAUUGAUGAAAUGCUAUUAGCCUUCCGUGGCCGAUGUGCCUUCCGAAUGUACAUACCUAAUAAACCUGCAAGAUAUGGAAUAAAAAUAUAUUCGCUUGUAGAUGCUAGGAUGUAUUAUACGUUCAACAUGGAAGUGUAUACAGGAACCCAACCAGCUGGACCAUACCAACACGUUCUUUCAUCGCAUAGUGGCCAACCGACUACCAUCUUCUCAAGCAACUAUCUCACCGGAAGAACCAAUCAAGACAAGGCAAAUACGGCCUUCGUCUACUUCAUCGAAUCCCGAGGACGCAAUGUUUAUGCUGGUGUUACAUUGGCAAAAGUGCCUAUUGCCUAA